AUGAAACUAACUGUCAGGGAGAACCAGAAUGCGGUAUUCCAGUGUUCCGCGACCGGAAAUCCACGACCAACGAUCACGUGGUCACAGGCCCAUGGGUCUGGCUUGUCGGAUAGCCUCCAAUUUGAGCCAAAUGGAAAACUGGUGGUGCGUAAGGUGACUCUUGCAGACUCUGGAAGAUACAUCUGUGCUGCAAGGAGUGCACUUGGUUCGGCAAACAUCUCCGCUAGUCUGCAGGUUGAAGGUAAAAGGAAGAUAACCAUUGAAAGUCUGGUAGUGUAAUGUCUGUUUUAUUGGUCUUAAUUAUGACAUUGCACUCCUUGUUUCAUGAAUAAAGAAUCCAAUCUGAGAAUAAAGAAUAAAGAAUCCAAUCUGGUAAUUGCAAUUUAGCUGACGCUAUUUAUCUUGAUUAAAUUAUAAAUACUUUUGUUUAUUUAGCUCCUCCUCGCAUUCAGCUAGCCCCAGGUCCCACUCAUGCUAAAGCAGGACAAAACAUCAGGCUCCCGAAAUGCCAUGUGACUGGAUUUCCCGCACCUGCUGUGACCUGGAGAAAGUUAACCGGCUACCUCCCAAGGAACAGAGCUGUAUUCCACACAGGAUCCUUAACUGUGCAAGCUGCCCUGAGCAGCGAUUCGGGGCCUUAUGAAUGCACAGCCAGAAACCGUCUGGGACAGGCGUCCAAGAUAACGACUCUGGUCGUUUGGUCUAGGCCAAAGUUCACCGUAAAACCACCUAGCGUGGUUACAAAAGUUCUCGGCGAAGAUUUGUCUCUAGACUGCACUUCUACGAGUCAAGCCUCAGUUUCGUGGAGACGUAUCGGAGGAGCCUGGGAGAAACAACGAAUGAAAGUUGAAAAUGGAACGCUAAAGAUCUCCUCACUCAGGAUGUCUGAUUUUGGGGAUUAA
This is a messenger RNA of Porites evermanni, 902 nucleotides long. Lineage: Eukaryota; Metazoa; Cnidaria; Anthozoa; Scleractinia; Poritidae. The record is from the annotation of a GenBank genome assembly.